AUGGCCAACCGGAUUCUCGGCACGGCUCGUUUCCACCAAGAAAACACUCGCCUGCUUCGGUUGGUAGUUCCAGCACUGCUGCUCAUCACCAGUGGUACAUUUGCUCAAUCAAAGGACCAAGUCUGUCUAGGUCCGCCAAUCGAGCUUGGCAUCGCUUUACAGAGACAUGUGGGCUACAUCACGAACACGACUGGCGGCUGCAACCAGAUGCUGCACAGCGGUCUGGGUGGGAUCCUCAAGAUCUCCGACGAGGUUCGGGAUGCAUUGGAAUCGAACCGGCCCGUGGUGGCCUUAGAGUCUACGAUAUACACCCAUGGAGCAGUUGCACGUAGCGAGCUCGGGCUAGAGGAUAUCGUCCGCCAAAACGGAGGCACUCCUGCCGUCAUUGGAGUCUUGGCUGGCGUGCCUACAGUCGGCCUGACAGAUGCCGAGGUAGAACGCAUGAUAUCAGAGGGCGCCAACAAAGUCUCCCGGCGAGAUCUUGCAUACCUGGCUGGGUUGGGCAUGACUGGGCGACAGAUUCACGGAGGAACUACCAUUGCUGGGACAAUGCUUCUCGCAAGGCUGGCGGGUAUUAAGGUCUUCGGCACUGGUGGUCUCGGCGGAGUCCACCGUGGCUGGGAGUCGACAAUGGACAUCUCGGCCGACCUGACCGAGCUAGGUAGAACGCGCGUGGCGGUGAUUUGCAGCGGCAGCAAAGGCUUCCUUGACAUCCCUACAACUCUCGAGUACCUGGAAACGCAGGGCGUGCUCGUCUCCACCUUUGCCGAAGGCCGCACCGGAAAGGUUGACUUUCCGGCUUUCUGGGCGCGGGAGAGCGGCAUCAAGAGCCCGUCUGUCAUCAACACGGAGGCGGAAGCGGCAGCCAUUAUCCUCGCGCAGGAGGAACUGGGCAUAGAGACCGGAAUUUUGUUUGCAAGCCCCAUCCCUGAACAGCAUCAAAUUCCGCGAGAGGAGAUGGAUGCCGUGAUCAAGCAGGCAGUCUCGGACGCUGCAGAGCAGGGCUUUACGGGAUCCCAAAACACCCCCUUCAUACUCGGCCAGAUCCGGAAACUGACGGAUGGCCGAAGUGUGCCUGCGAAUGUGGCCUUGAUUAAGUCAAACGUCGAAAGGGCCACGAAAAUCUCUGUUGAGCUGUCGAAGCUCUCAGGGGGUUCUUCAGCGACUAAAAUCUUUCCCACAAGCAACACUGUAAAAACUCAAGUAGAUCCAAAAGCCGGUCAAAAAACUGCCGAAAAGGUAGAGACAGUUGGAGGCGUCGGACACAACGUUGCUCUGGCUGCUCAUCGAGUUGAUCGCAAUGUGAAGGUGCGGUUGUGUAGCUUGGUUGGAGACGACUUCGCCGGAGCAACUGUUCUUUCAAAGCUAGAAUCCUCUGGGAUGGACACAUCGUGCAUCCGACAACUGGGACCAGAAUACCCCUCGGCACGCACGGCACAAUAUGUGGCAGUCAACGGCGCCGACAAAAACCUUGUUCUCGCCAUGGCCGACAUGGGAAUACUUACUAGCCAUUCAUUCCAAAAGUACUGGGACUCGGCUAUCGCUGCUUCACGUCCCUCAUGGCUGGUUGUAGACGGUAACUGGAGUGAGACCGAUAUCCAUGAGGGAUGGAUACGAUCUGGGCGCCAACAUGGAGCCAAGAUCGCCUUUGAGCCGGUGUCCGUGGCGAAGUCUGCCCGGCUGUUCCCUCGAUUGAGCUCCGCGGCGAGAAGCAACCACGACGGGCUACUGCAUCCGUCCCCUCUCGUGGAUCUAGCUACACCCAACAUCCAUGAACUGGCAGCCAUGUAUAACGCGGCCAAGGAGCAUGGCUACUUUGACGACCUCAGUUGGUUCAGUAUGAUCGAUGCCCUGGGCAUGAGGGGAGCACGCGAUCGCUUCGUCCGUCUCACAUCAACUGCUCUUACAGACACUGGAGUACCACAACAGAUAAUUCACCUCCUUCCCUAUAUACCCUCCCUCCUAACUAAGCUCGGCGACAAGGGCGUGCUUCUGUCCAUGCUUCUUUCACCCGACGACGCCCGAGUUCGAUCGAUCGAGGCAGAUCCUUAUAUCCUAGUCAGGGCUACGGGAGACCACCCUCAUGUUGGCGCCGUGUACAUGCGCCUGUUCCCGGCCGCCGAGGACGUGCAAGACGUGGUUUCAGUGAACGGAGUCGGCGAUACCUUCUGCGGAACACUAAUUGCGGGACUGGCUCGCGGAGCAAAGGUGGAAAAUCUCAUUGAUGUCGCCCAGAAGGCUGCCGUAUUGACGCUGAGAAGUCACCAGUCGGUGAGCGACGAGGUAGGCAAGUUGGAGCCUGAGCUGGCACGGAUAGCCCGUUUGUAAUUUACUUGCGCACGCUCUCCCGCCAAGUUUCUCUAUUUGCUUUCCAAUACAAAUCGAAAUACAAACACAGCUUAUUUACCUCCC
Pyricularia oryzae 70-15 is the source of this 2412-nucleotide messenger RNA. RefSeq names its product IdgA domain-containing protein. Lineage: Eukaryota; Fungi; Ascomycota; Sordariomycetes; Magnaporthales; Pyriculariaceae. The transcript is spliced from 8 exons. Gene Ontology annotation, molecular function: pseudouridylate synthase activity. The record is from RefSeq and is a predicted model, not a curated record. The coding region runs from base 1 to 2328 and encodes 775 amino acids.